Molecule: messenger RNA, 428 nt
Organism: Notothenia coriiceps (black rockcod)
Lineage: Eukaryota; Metazoa; Chordata; Actinopteri; Perciformes; Nototheniidae
Product: zinc finger CCHC domain-containing protein 4-like
Exons: 3
Coding region: 108-413 (101 amino acids)
Biological process (GO): rRNA methylation
Cellular component (GO): cytoplasm; nucleolus
Molecular function (GO): rRNA (adenine-N6-)-methyltransferase activity
Source: RefSeq, a predicted model, not a curated record
ACAGAAGCAAAGUCAUUUGAAUUGUGAAUGCCGACUAACACAUUCUUUCUUCAUAAUGUUUCAGAUACGCUCAGUUCUACAGCCAGGAUGAGUUCUGUCACUACAACAUGUUCAACCACCACUUCUUUGAUGGAAAGGCUUCCAGUGCAGUCCUUCAGGCCUUCCUCACAGAGAGCGAGGGGGGGAAGCUGGUGAUGGUGGCGGACCCUCCGUUCGGGGGCCUGGUGAAGCCUCUGGCCAACAGUUUCUCUCUGCUCUCUCAAACCUGGAGGAAGCUGCAGAGCUCGGACGGCAGCGGUGCUGACAUGCCCAUGAUGUGGAUCUUCCCAUAUUUCUUUGAGCCUCGCAUCUUGGAGUGUCUCCCCUCACUCACCAUGCUGGAUUACCAGGUGAUCCCUUUCAUGAUGAUGUAAUGAACAUAUUGAUCA